Olea europaea var. sylvestris is the source of this 1049-nucleotide messenger RNA. Its product is annotated as protein FD-like. The transcript has 3 exons. Bases 249 to 815 code for a protein of 188 amino acids. The record is from RefSeq and is a predicted model, not a curated record. Lineage: Eukaryota; Viridiplantae; Streptophyta; Magnoliopsida; Lamiales; Oleaceae. Gene Ontology annotation, biological process: positive regulation of DNA-templated transcription. Gene Ontology annotation, molecular function: DNA-binding transcription factor activity. Gene Ontology annotation, cellular component: nucleus.
AUUGAACGCUUGAAAGCUGAUCCGCUGAAGUGUCACACAUCGACGUGUGUACUUUGCACCAUUUAGAAAAGACAAUUCACAGAGAUUCAGACAACCAUUUUCCUUCAGAUCAAGCACUACUAAACCCUGAAACCAGUGUACGUGUACUCAACUAACUACAUAUUUCUAACCCUAAAUGUUCUGACAUUUUCUCCAUUUCCCUCUCCUCGACCUCCAUAAAUGUGGACAUAAAUUCAAGAUUCAGAGCUAUGGAAGAAGUUUGGGAUGAUAUCAAUCUUGCAUCUCUUAACGACAAGCCCCCAGACUUCCGUGGGAUGAUCCUCCAAGAUUUCUUGGCCAGGCCCUGUUCUAAUAAAGAUUCAGUGGCCGCUGCUAUCGUAACAUCGGGCUUUGCUUCUCCGGCGCCUCCACCACCACCUCCGACAACUAUGCUCACCUUGAACUCAAUACCUGAACGGUUCCAUUUCUUGGGAAACUCAGAUCCUCUUAACCAAACCUCUCAUUCACAGCCCCAAACUGUUUCUUCUUCGUGUUGUGUCACUGUGGCUUCUUAUCAUGGAAAGAAGAGGUUGACGGAGCCUGACAGCAAUUUUGCCGGUGAUCGACGACACAAGCGUAUGAUCAAGAACCGGGAGUCAGCUGCUAGAUCAAGGGCUAGAAAGCAGGCUUAUACGAAUGAGUUAGAGAUAGAAGUGGCACACCUGCUGGAAGAGAAUGCCAGGCUCAAGAACCAGCAACGACAGUUACAUCUAGCAGCAGCUGCUCAAGAUCCCACGAAGCAAACUCUCCGUCGAACAUUAACCGCUCCAUUUUGACUCCAAAAUGAGAUAUUCUAUAACUGUUUCUAGUUAAGGAUUGUACUGUUUUGUUUGGUAGGCAUGUAAGUGUUAAAUAUCUGGACCAUAUUUUGUCUAUACCAAGAAGCUCUAUUACUCUUGUAUGGUGGUUGAGGUGGGGGUCGAAUUGCUCCACAUAUAGUUCCUCGAACCACAUUUUAUAAACGGAUGAAAUUGUUUGAUAAUUUGACGAUAGUAGUGGUAUGGAUAUCA